Capronia epimyces CBS 606.96 is the source of this 1710-nucleotide messenger RNA. RefSeq lists its product as uncharacterized. Bases 1 to 1710 code for a protein of 569 amino acids. The transcript is spliced from 2 exons. The record is from RefSeq and is a predicted model, not a curated record. NCBI's taxonomy places the organism in Eukaryota, Fungi, Ascomycota, Eurotiomycetes, Chaetothyriales, Herpotrichiellaceae.
AUGAGCAGGCCAACCAUUGCGCUUGCGUCUGUCAACAGACGUCUCUUCAGAGCUGGCCAGGUCAAGAUAACCCGCCCCAGGGUCUGUCUUCAAGGCCGACGAGCCCGUUCCCUCUCGAACAAGUCUUGUGGUUCCAAAGAUCACCCAGCUACAUUGGCAGUGGAGGACGGUUCAAAUCCUCCUCCGGCCGCAACGACAUGGGACGAGUUCCGGUUUCGAUCAGGCCUGACGUGGCUCGCUCGAGAUCCCACUGCCGUGAACCCUAGGUCUACCCUACCCAUGAUUCAAGCAUGUCGUUCAGAGAAGCCUACCAGAGUCCAGACCAUUGUCUUACUGGUGACUCCAUUACUUGCUCACCUUCUGGACCCUGAAGUGUUCCUCAAACCUGUCAUGACAUGCCUAUACGGCGAUUUACGAACCGAGACAGGGACGCAGGAACUCAGGGUCAAAUCGGUUGCUGCAGUGGUUGACGCUCUACCUGGUCCUCUGUCGGAGCGCGGCCCGCCGAUGUCUGAAGGUCUGGCAUUCCUCAUGAGCUCCGCGCCUCCCCGUAUUGUGUCGACGGACGAGGCCGAUCCUGUCACACUGGAGUUCAUGUCUAGCGGUACUCACGAUACACACUCCAAGUCAAGGAGAGCGGUCGUCCGGCAUCUGACCCUCCCAGUUGCAAACACCAUUUUUGUGAAUGGGAACCAUGCCACAUUGCUUGAAGACAGCUGGGACAUCACGAUCCGCGACUCUGAGUCAGUGAUUGCUCAUCAAGGCCGGCGUUCCCUGAAAAGCUGUCGGGUUGACAUGGGCUGCUCAGGGAACGAUUUCCUUGACGGCUCUAUACCACUUCAAUCGCUGACACGCCCGCGUAAAGUGGUGAGGUCUAUGGGCAAUGUUCUGGCUGAAAUCGAGAUCGACGGUAAAGCCGUGCCUGCAUCUCGCGAACUGGAGAAAGCCGUUACAGAAUACAUCAAUGCGAAUCCCACGCGUGCAUCACACGGACCGUUCCAGGUUUUCGCCUUUGUGCGACCCCCAAGGGCAGCGCACAGUGAGGGACAGGACUUCACCAAAGCCGAUAAGCACGCAGGCAGAAUCUUACAAGGAUUGUGGCAAGACGCGAAACUAUUCAAAGUCACUGGUGGUGGAGGAGGAUGGGGUAAGAAGCAAGGCUUGCUCUCGCUGGACACCGCAGUCGAUUUCGAAACGGUGGGGGCCACCGCGGGCUUUCCUGACUUGGAGACGACCGAGAAUCUCUCACAUGAAAUAGGGUCUCACGGCAUGAUCCCUCGGGAUGGCACUGUGGAGUUCUUUCUCUGCUCAGAUGGUCACGUUUCACGAACGCGCGUGGAGGGUUCUUGCGCUCAAGAUCAAAAUUCGGCCAAACGGACGCCUCAUCCGUCAACCUCGUUUGUCCUUGGUACCGCUUCGGAUCCGGAAAUACAAGAAUUCCAAGAUACUAUCGAGAACGAGCACAUGCCGGGUGUUUCUUUCUAUCCAAACCAUUUCGGCAUGAUCUCCUAUGGAGGAGCCGCUCUGGGCUCAGACGAAACCGGAGAACCUGAAGAGAGGGACCUGGCUUCGAGGUUUCAAUCUCGGAAAGGAUCCCGGACUCGCUUGGAUGUGCCAAAUUCGUUCUUUGUCCUGCAAACACUCCCAAAUUCAAGGUCCUCCAGUACACCGACUCCCACAAUAGCCUGUACGCCAAGUGGGCAGGCAUAG